UCAGGCAGAUAGUAACAUGGCCAGAUGAGCCACAGCAGGGUGUGCGCUGUGUUUGGUGGCACCAGGGGAAUAGGAAAAGCUAUAUCAGAAAGAUUUCUGCGUGAGGGCUUCAAGGUCGCCGUUUUAGGAAGAGACCCAGAAGCCAUUUCAAAAUAUCAGGAGAAGAAUGUGAAUGAGGAUAGAAUCUUGGCUUUACAUUGCGAUGUCACAUCAAGUACGUCAGUGGAAGAUUCCGUCCAAUCCAUCCUGGUCAAGUACGGACACAUCAGUGUCCUGGUCAACUGUGCUGGGGUCAACAGGGACAGACUGCUGCUGAGAACUUCAAUGACAGACAUCAAUGAACAGAUCAAUACAAAUCUGACUGGUACCAUAUUAACAUGUCAGGCUGUGGUGAGGCAUAUGAUCCAGAACAAGAGUGGCAGCAUCAUUAACAUAGGUAGCAUAGUUGGACUGAAAGGCAACCAAGGGCAGUGUGUGUAUAGUGCAACAAAGGCAGGGUUGGUUGGAUUCACAAAAUCUUUGGCCAAAGAAGUAGCAUCAAGAGGGAUAACAGUUAACUUGAUUGCUCCUGGUUUUAUAGAAACUGAUAUGACAGCCACGUUGUCCUCACAUCAGCUAGAUACAGUCAUCAAGAGGAUUCCCCUGAAGAAGUUGGGCCAGCCACAGGAAGUGGCAGAGGUAGCAAUGUACUUAGCAGGUGCUUCCUAUAUAACUGGUCAGGUUUUGUGUGUAGAUGGUGGAUUGGGUAUUAGUAUCCCAUGAACAACAUUUUAAAAUAAAAUAGCAAUGAAAAUAAUGACUAAGGGGGAAAAAUACAUCCGUUGUCCAGAGGAGAACUUUUCACCUGACUUUAUUUGGUGCUGUGCUUGUUUGGAUGGUAUUGAUUCAUAAAAUGUGUUCUCAAUAAAGAGUAAUAAAAAUUUCAUCAUCUUUA
This is a messenger RNA of Lingula anatina, 934 nucleotides long. Its product is annotated as carbonyl reductase family member 4. Lineage: Eukaryota; Metazoa; Brachiopoda; Lingulata; Lingulida; Lingulidae. The record is from RefSeq and is a predicted model, not a curated record. Gene Ontology annotation, molecular function: oxidoreductase activity, acting on the CH-OH group of donors, NAD or NADP as acceptor; quinone binding. Gene Ontology annotation, biological process: fatty acid biosynthetic process.